AUGUCUUCAGUAACUGAGACUCCCCUUCCAGCCACUAUGAAGGCACUUUACGUCGAAUCUCAAGGCCAACCUUUCAUCGUCAAGACCGUCCCAACACCCCAACCUAGUCCGGGGAGUCUUGUCGUCAAAGUCCUCGCUACAGACAUUGAUCCGGAAAUAAACCAGAUUAUGAACGGGGAGCUCCCCUAUCUCUACGUACCUACGCCUCUCAUUCCAGGCGGUCGUGCUAUUGGUCGUGUCGCAGCCACUGGUCCAGACACUACCACUUUAUCUGUCGGCCAGCUCGUGGCCAUCGAGCCUUUUGUUCGCGGUCGCGAUAAUUCUGAUGUCCAAAUACUAUGGGGAGUUGGCGUAUUUGGACAAGACCCCAAAGCAAAGAAACUCAUCGAGGUUUGGCGUAAUGGCGUAACAGCCGAAUAUGUGAAGGCCCCACUUGAGAAUGUUUAUGCGCUAAAUGAGAAACGGCUCCUGGGAAAUCCUGCAGAGGGAGGUCUUGGUUAUUCUCUUGGAGACCUUACUAUACUUUCUCGACAUCUAGUAGCCUAUGGAGGAUUUCGAGGAAUUGAUCUCAAACCUGGAGAGACUGUCAUUGUGGCGCCUGCUACAGGUGCGUUCAGCAGUGCUGCAGUCCAAGUAGCAUCAGCCCUGGGCGCACGUGUCAUUGCCGUUGGUAGGAACUUGUCUAAACUGCAGAAACUUGCAGCAGCGAAUCAACGCGUCGAAAUUGUGCAGACCUCUGGUAAUUUCGAGGAAGAUCUUGCGAAAAUCAAAGCCUCUGGUCCAAUUGAUGCAUAUUUGGAUUUGUCGCCCAAGGAAGCGAAUGGCUCGAGCUAUAUCAGAGCUUGUUUGAUGUCGUUGAGGAAUUAUGGAAGAGCAUCACUGAUGGGAGUACCGAGUAAUGAUAUUGAUAUUCCAUACAUGAUGGCUGUUAUGAACAACCUUACGAUUCGGGGACAGUAUAUGUAUGAGAGAGAAGAUGUAAAAGGACUGAUUAAGCUUGUUGAGAGUGGCUUAUUGAAGAUCGGAAAAGCUGGUGGCAAUGAAAUCGUUGGUGAAUUUUCAAUCGAGCAAUGGGAUGAAGGGCUGAAAGUCGCGGUUCAGAACCCUGAGCCUGGAAAGAUGGCAAUAAUGUAUCCUUAG
Sclerotinia sclerotiorum 1980 UF-70 is the source of this 1140-nucleotide messenger RNA. RefSeq lists its product as hypothetical. Bases 1 to 1140 code for a protein of 379 amino acids. Gene Ontology annotation, molecular function: oxidoreductase activity. NCBI's taxonomy places the organism in Eukaryota, Fungi, Ascomycota, Leotiomycetes, Helotiales, Sclerotiniaceae. Gene Ontology annotation, cellular component: mitochondrion. The transcript has a single exon. The record is from RefSeq and is a predicted model, not a curated record.